This is a messenger RNA of Schistocerca nitens (vagrant locust), 1238 nucleotides long. RefSeq names its product deoxyhypusine hydroxylase (gene nero). The record is from RefSeq and is a predicted model, not a curated record. Gene Ontology annotation, molecular function: deoxyhypusine monooxygenase activity. NCBI's taxonomy places the organism in Eukaryota, Metazoa, Arthropoda, Insecta, Orthoptera, Acrididae. Gene Ontology annotation, biological process: peptidyl-hypusine biosynthetic process. The transcript has 3 exons. Bases 104 to 1018 code for a protein of 304 amino acids.
UGGUUGUGAUUGUCACAUGUCUUGGUGACUGGUGUUGUGGCGUUGAAACGAAGUGUGUAACUGUGUAUGUUGUGAAUUAAGUUCGUUAUAAUAUUGCAGCAAGAUGAGUUUGAGUCUGAUUCCUGAAGAGAGAAUACGAGCUAUUGGAUCAGUGUUGAACGACCAGGAAAGGCCGCUGAAAGAAAGAUUUAGAGCAUUAUUCACAUUGAAAAACAUAGGCGGACCUGUUGCUGUUGAAUGUAUUAAGCAAUGUUUUAAUGAUCCUUCGGCGUUACUGAAACAUGAACUGGCAUACUGCCUUGGGCAGAUGCAGGAUCCCAUCGCAAAUCCUAUUCUGAUAGAUAUUUUGAGAGACCGUAAUCAGGAGCCCAUGGUCAGACAUGAAGCAGCUGAAGCACUUGGAGCAAUAGGAUCAAUGGAAGUAUCUGACAUUCUAAGGAAGUAUGUUGAAGAUCCAGUUGUUGAAGUAGCUGAAACAUGCCAGUUAGCUUUAGCAAGGAUUGAGUGGUUUCAUAAAUCCAGGGAACCAGAUGAUCAGCAGAAGAGUCCAUAUGCUUCAGUGGACCCAGCUCCACCAUCAUCUGAAAAUGAUGUACCCCAUCUGAAGAACAUCUUGUUGGAUGAGAAUAGCAGUCUGUUUGAUAGGUACAGGGCUAUGUUUUCCUUAAGAAAUAUUAACACAGAGGAAAGCAUAUUGGCAUUAUGUGAAGGGCUAAAAGUCGGAGGUGCCCUAUUUCGUCACGAGAUUGCUUUUGUAUUAGGGCAAAUACAAAGUGCGGUAGCUGUUCCGUUUCUGGAGGCAUCCUUGAAAGAUGCUUCUGAAAAUGAAAUGGUGCGCCAUGAAUGUGCAGAAGCUCUGGGUGCUAUUGCAUCUCCAGAAUGCUUUGAAAUACUAAAGGAUUACCUGCAGGACCCAAAACGUGUUGUGAAGGAGAGCUGUGAGAUCGCCCUUGAUAUGUGUGAAUAUGAAACAAGUACUGAGUUCCAAUAUGCUGAUACAUUGCUGAAAGUCCAUUAAAUAUACAAUUGUCAUCAGCAAUGUAUUACAGAUCCAUCUAUGUAACUAUAUAUAUAUAUAUAUGUACCAAAUUACCUGUAUAUAUAUAAAGGUAAUGUGAUGGAACUAUUGUAACAUGUGUAACUAUGAAAAAGCUUGAAUAGUGUGAAAAUUUCUGUAAAAUUUUCCCAUUACCAAGUAAAUUUGUGUGACAAACCUCUCUCACUGGUCACAAAAAAUA